UAUGGUGUUAGUAUUAUAGUUUUGCCUUACCGGCCACGGUCUGUCUGACUAAAUCCAGACUAGAGCAAUCGCCGCCUUAACAAGAAGUAUUGGGUAUUAAAGAGCGAGGAAAACUUAUCGCAGGAAUUAUAUCACAGUCAUAGAUCAACUAGGUCGUUGCGCUUAUUAAGACGAGCGGUUCUAGAUGACCCAAAAUAUAUCAGAUUGUUUUUUUUUUCUAAAAGUAAAAGUAGAAAGAAGCGAACAAUUUCAAAACGCACAAAGCGCAGAAGAAUUUUGCACACGUUUAUUCACAUAAGAAAAAAGAAACUCGAACUAAAGAUCGUGCCAAUCCCACUCUCUGACUUAGCCAAGAAAUGUGUAAAAGUAAAAGUGCUGUUUUUUUGUGUUUUAGUACGCUCGUUCUUACCGUCCCUAUAACCUGCUUAAAAUUAGUUCUUUCACACAGCCUGUGGCAUAUUUAUGCUUAACAUAUGUGAUGAUUCAAGCUAACCAUUUCCAUUCAAUACUUAAACAUACGGAAAUACAUAGACUGCAGAUGCAUUACUAUCUGCCAUUCUUCUUAAUCGGCAUAAAUCUCUCCAAAAAAACCCGUUUUCGUCUAGCUUUCUCGACUGGAAAGGCUUUUGUGCUGUGAGCUCAUCGUUGCAUGGAUCCGGCUACUGCGUCCCAUACAAGCACAUUCCAUUUCUACAUUCACAACGCAAAAGCUAGACAUGGUCAUGGGAUCUAAAAAGGGUAAAAUGUCAACUGAAUGCAAGCCAAAGGUCUGUCUGUACUAGGAAUGCUGCCAUUCACCAGAUUCACUCACGACCCUGACAGUUGGGCACUUUGGAAAGUGUGUGGAAAAUGUUAAAGCAUGCGUUUUUGUUGAGGUUUCGUUGGAACAUUUGAUCUAAACUGUUGUUGUACUGUUAGAUUGAAUUCUUGUUGCUUUUUCUGGUUGUAUUUGUACUACGCGCAUUUUUGGUUUUGAAUUUUGUAACCGAUUCAUUUGCUUCAUUUUUGCUCAUGUUAAAAUGCUGCUUUUAAAAAAGUAAUGCAUCUCUGCAUUUUUUAAAAUUGUUUUGUUUCCUUUUUUUAUAACAUUGUUUAACCAAUAAUCAUAUAAAAUAGCAAUAUGGCCAGACCGUUCUUUAUGAAUAAAAAAAAUCAUAUAAAAUAUCAUGUAGGGAUUAUUAUGUGGGUCCUGCAGCAUAUAAUGUUGGCUGUUAUUUUUACCAAUGUUUGUGUCCCUCACAGUAAGUACGUGGAAAUUAGUAAUAAUAAUAGUAUCAGGUUUGCUUUCGAUUGCGAUACCAAGAUGAACGUUAAGCGUGAAAUUAAAAUGUGUUGCUGUACACGUUUCCCUUGUGAUACCCUCGUGGGUCGGUACCGAACGGCUGCUAUUAUUUGUUUCAAUGAUUGCAUCUGUGCUGAAUUCACUACUACUUCUGUAAGUGCCUUUUGAUUCAAUAGAGGGAACGCAACCAAGAAAGAAUGAAGAUGGUUUGGUAACGUAUUACCAUACAAACAGAAAAUUGUGCUUCGCUGCAACCUCGUUCACACCAUCUGCCUUUCCAAUGCUGCAUCUUGCCACACCACAGAAAAAGGCAAAAUAGAAGACAAAAAUUCCCAUGAAACAACAACACACUGUGUGCAUGACUGUUGUUUGACUGAAUGAAGUUUUGACGCAACAUUUUUUGUAGUUGUUGUUGAGGGGGCCCGCGCUUCGAUAAUACUUUGCAUUAAGAUUCAAUCUUGCGGCAUGCAACAUUUGCUCUCUCAGCAGAUUCAUUGCAACGGAGAUCCCACUUUACCCACCUAGGUGAGCUUCUUGUUUCGUGCAUCCUCCGAUGACUUCAUGCCAACUGGUUGGGCAUUCGCUGAUCGUGCAUAGUUCAUGAAAAUUUUUAAAACAAUGCCCAAUUUACUAUGUAUUCCCGACUUGUGACUAAUUUCAUCUACGUCUCUGCAUCGGCUGCCUUGCCGAAAUUAGCGCCACAACAUCGUUAUUAUAGAUAUAAAGUUAUCUAGCUUUCGAGAAUUGUUAGUGAAGCUUCUGAAGCUUUUUCAAAGUGAAUAAAACAAAUUCAAUGUCAUGUAAUCUUUUUAUACAUAUUGUGUUUAGUAAGGUCAGUGGAGUGUGUUUCGUUGAACGAUUUUAUGAUGAGCCUUGUUUCCCUCUGUUUCUCAUUCCCUGAAAUUUGACCUGAGGCUUAAUUUUGGAAUUUUUAAAUUUACAGUUAAUCCGGAUGAAUCCAAUUUUGACACGUAACAGAUCAGAGAUUAAAAAUAUUUGUAUAUGAAAAAAUAUUCCCUUUAAAAAUUUAAAAAGACUUUAAUUAAAAAACGACAAUUUUAGCCUUGUUAGACUAUCCUUACAAACCAUACCGCCAAACUAUAGUUUGCUGUAAAAUCUUUGAACCCGAUAAGCUGGUGUUAGUACUUUUAAGUUUAGUAAUUAGUAAUAAAGUGUAAUCAAGAGAUAUCUUUGGCCUACCAUUUGAGACGGAUGUAUAAACGAGGGAUAUCGUCUUGAUUACGUUAUACAGAUUUUUUACUCUUAAAAUUCGACUGGCACGAACUCACAAAACAAUUGAUAAUUAUGUACUGUAACAAUGGUGAAGCUUACAUAAGAAAUAAUAAAAACCAACAAGUUCCCAGAGCUCCGGCUGCCCCUCGGCAGAAGAUGUCUUAGUAUGGGUUGAAUGCCGCUCGGUCGAUUUCUAAAUCUAACGUAAUAAUUGGUCUAGGUUGGCUUGGAAGGCUAUGAGAGAGGUCAGCUCUAGCCAGAAAUUGUCUAGGCAGUAAGGAGAGUGAUGAAGAUUACUAGCGUUCGAUUUGGUGAUGACGCCGAACACCGUGGUUGUAAUCACAAAAUUACUGUUCCAUGCAUAACCAGCACCAAACUUUAUGCGAAAAAUGUUCAACAAACGAUACGCUAUCGUACCAUUGCUAAGUUUUGAAUAAGAGUAGGAUAAACAAAAAGAACUUAAUGAAUUUUGUUGUGUGAACAAUCGAUAAAAGCUGUUUCGUAUGAAGUUAUUAUGGAAGAUUGAACUUUCUUUAAAUCAAUUCUAAAAAGCAUUUUUUUUUAUUCAUGAAGAACGGCCUGGCCGUAUUGCUAAGGUAAAGCAGGUUUAUUUCAAUGAAAAACAACAUCAUUCGACCAUAAAGCAAUAAAUAAAAAUAAUUUUAAUUGAUUUUUCACUAUUAUAAACUGAUGGAUUUUUUUAUUCGUUAAUAACGAAUAAUGAUGGAAGCACGACAUGGGAAUGUGUGCUUGUUUAGGCAUAGUAAAGAUGAACAUGGUAAAUUUACCUGCAGCAUGUUGCACAUAUGCGUGAAGUGUUUUUUUUUUACUCGAGGGCCCAUUUCAUUUUAUGAUUAAUGAUACGCGCUUCGUGUUAGUCUAACGAAUAUAAUCUAGGCCGUUUUAACAAGAGUAUCAUGCACUGAGCAAAUGACUAUCUAGAGGCAAAUAAAAGUCGAACAAAACGGGUUUAAUCAUGUAAAGCGUCCCACGUAUGCGCGAUGUGUUUUGUGAUGUGACAAUUAUUUGUUUUAAUAGCCGUAGAAUUAAAACGUAAAUUAAAUUUCAAACAAAAAACAAGUUUAAGAUAAAGUUAAAGUAAUUUCACUUUUUUUUUAUUUGGCACUACAAUUUGGGGUUGCAGUUGAUUUCUGGCUUACUUAAUUUAAUUUAUCCGUAGUUCGAUAUUUCGUGUAGAGUACAGGGAAAUGGUUCAGAUGGCGGUAAAUGCUGCUCCAGUCGUGAUGUAAUCCGGUUCCGCCCCCACUUAAUCACAGGGUGGUUCCACACAGACAAUUAUUCAUCUUCUCGUUUUUAUCUUUAAAAUGUACAGCAGCUACCACUUGCACAGCCUCCCUUACCUUCCCAGGGAAUUAAUGUUGACUAAUAGAUUACUGUUUUACUUUCCCUUAGGCGUCAAAUAUUUCGACAAGUAUGAGCUUUUUGUAAAAAAUAGUGUUAUGCAUGAAAUGUUAUAAACAAAAAACGCCAACGAUACGAGCAGCAAAGUUGGAGAAUUUAACAUCCGUGACGCUUAUUUGCAGAGGUUUGCACUACAACCUUGUUUAUUGUGAACAAAAGAAUCCAUCAAAAUGGGACAUCAUAAUUUGUUCAUCCGCGUAGUGUUUCCGGUUCUCGUAAUUGUAUCGGAACUUGCAUCGAUCGAAGGCAACUCUAAAAGCACGCAUCGUAACCUAUUUCGCUUGCCAUCGCGACGAGCUGCUCGAAGUGCAUUGGUUGAGGAGAAUGAUGGUGGUACUGCAACUAAUUCGUUCUCCGGUGGUGAAAUGGAAAGUUAUCAAGGUUUGGUUGGCCGUCCCGGUAUUGAUUUCCCAGUGCUAACUCACAUUCCAAAGACAAUUUUUGACUGCAAGAAUCAUGGCAAUGGUUACUUUGCCGAUUUAGAAACUCGUUGUCAGGUAUUCCAUAUAUGCGACGAUGGAAAAAAGAUCUCGUUUCUUUGCCCAAACGGUACGAUCUUUAGACAGCUUGACCUAAUUUGCGACUGGUGGUUUAAGGUAGAUUGUGCUGCGACGCCGAACCAUUUCGCCGAAAGCACCGAAAUGCUUACCCAAGCCAAACGAGCGCGCCUACAAAGCAAGCAUCCCGUACCCCAACCUAUCACUCAAAGCGAUGAAAGGCUUACGCUCAACAUUCAAGAUAAGCGCUUGCUUUUAGGAAACACUAACAGUCUUCGGACUGCCAAAACGCCAACCCGAAAUACGCUCGAACUGAACAGACGAAUGGAUCGAAUCGUCUCAGCAGAAUCGAACGGGUUUGGUUCUAAUAGAAAUGGCAAAACCUUCAAAGAUAAUACCGAUAAAUCGUAUGUGGCGGAUGAAAUACAGGAAACUUCCCAGAGUGCGUCGUUUGCAUCCAUAGCGAACAAAAUGUUCAACACAUAUUAUGCGCAAGAACAGCUUUUGAAAGAUCAGGCUAACGGCAACAAAUUAAGAAGAAACGAGUCAUAUGGGGACGAUGCAUCUCGUGAUUACCUGUUGGUAUUGUCAAAAGAUGCACGAGACGAAAAUAUCAGCAGCAGCAGCAGCAGCAUCAGUACCAGCGGCAACAGACAUGCGAUGAAUUACAUGCCUUACACAACUGCACGAAAACUGAAUCUAAAUAGCAAAGUUACGCAAUUUUACACACCAACAGUACCCACGUUCACUACCAGCACGAGAACAACGACGGUGGGAGCAAUAAGUGAGGAUGCCAUGGUCACGACAAAGGCCACAACAAUCAAUGGUUUCAUCAGCGGUGGAACCGUCGGAUCCCAGAGCUUCGGCAACCAAUUCGCUCACCCAAUGCGGCGUGAAGGUACCGCCGACGAAGAGACGAUAAUGGAUCAUGCCAUGGAAAUUAUGCAAACUAUCAAAAAUCUAAAAAUUGACGAAUCUGCAAGCAAUGGCGAUGCAGUGAAACAAACCAUAGAUGACGUGAUGGCUACCGCGUCGUCGUCCACCAAUACUUUCAACGGUCCGACCAUCACGUUCUCGACGAUUGCGUCGCCAACAAAGGUUUCCUAUGAGUUUUUGCAGCACCCAUCGGAGAUUGGUCCGAUCGUGGAUCGCUUCAGAAGGAUGCGCAUUGCGGCCGAGCGUAGGCCUAAGGUAGACGUUGGACAUCGGUCGCUCCUUACGCGCACCACUUUAAACGAAUAUGACCGUCUGUUUCAAACUAAAGAUAAUGAAAACGGUGGAAACCGUAUAGACGAUGUGCACGAUCACGAGCACAAUCACUCGGAGACGGAGUUCUACAUGGAUUCACAAAUGGAACACGAUCUGGAAGGUCAAUCUUCAAGGUACCCCGUGUUUGGAAUGUCAAACUCGACACAGAUUCGUGAGCUAGCUCAGAUUUUUACUCACGCACUGUCGGCCUACCUUCAAGAUCCCGUGACAUUCCGGCGCAUACUUACUGAAAUUCGUCCAAAAGCCCCAGGUACGCAAACGCUCGACAAGUCGUUUACGAUGGAACGGACGGCCGGUGCAUUCGAGACCAGCGUUCCUUCCCUGCUCGAAACUACCACAUAUUCAUCGCAUGAUAACGCCAUUCAACGUGCUCGUCUGCAGGAUGGAGAAAAUUAUGAAGUGUUGGACUUUUCCGACUUGUCGACCACUACCACCACUGUGAACCCUACGGAUAAAGAAACAACUGUUGUAGAUACCACAACAGCAACACCACCGACAACCACAAUCGAUAGCAGUGUCGAAUAUAACAAGGUUAGCUUUUUGCCAAAAGAUACGUCUAGAAAGCAGGGCAAAAGCUUAUCGAUCAAGUUCAUAACUAACAGCCGUAAUGAACUGGCCGACGAAGUUAACAGUGAGCUGGGAACACCGGCUUCCUUCAGCUACACGAACCGUUUUGCCGAUCAUGCUAGCGCAGAGCACCAGGCAGACAGAGAGGCUGGCGAUGUCACCACGAUAACUACGGCCAAUCGUUUGGACACAAAAGCACCGACAGUUUCUAGCGCACUACCAACCGCAACAGCUAGCGUCGUAACCGAACCAGUAUCAGCUCCUCAAUCUGUUCUUAAACCACCGGUUAUAUCAAGCAGCCGGUAUUCAUCGGAGCUUAAGCCUAAAACUACGCUUGUGCUGGAGGAUGACGAACAGUUGCAGCGAGCGCAAAGCGAAUCGAUCGUAUCCAGUCAAAACAAUCGACCCAUUUACGAAAGAAACAAGUACAGUGUUAUUAGUUUGCAUAAUUUUAGGGACAAUCCCACAACCGGAGUAACGUCUGGGUCCUUGGUAAACCAGACGCCCAUCGCCACCGUGCAACCUUCCGCCAACUUACAGCAAGAGCCUGAUGGGAUAGUGCCAGCGUCUCGUACCACAAUGUCUUACACGGUAUUUUUCGAUCCCUUAACCAUCAACGAUGAGCUGAUGGAGCUGGAAAAACCAAAACCAACAGAGGCACAUACACCUGAAAUCCAUGUGGUGCGGCAGUACGGAUGGAACGGAACACUGCUUAAGCCAGGUGCCGCCAGCGCGCCUAAUGUAGCCGAGGAGAAUUAUUCCACGCGGCUGAUGAGUGAAAACAUGCGCGAGAAUUCAACGCUUAUGCAGAAGAAAGCUAACGAAAUGUUUGGCGAACUAAACGAUGCACAAGCAGACAAACUAAUGACAGCAAUUAAAAUGGCCGAUAAGGAUAAAUCGAUGCGGAGAUUGAUUCUGCUUUUGAUACGUACCUGCGACGACACGCCAACCAGCACGAAUGAGGAAUCGCGCAAAGCAUUGCUGGAGGCAUUAAUCAACAUUGGCGGUGUGAUGAACACCCAAAGUGCGGAUGACCUGCGAAUCGCGUCGGACAACCAAGCGCCGGAUACUGAUUAUCGCCGGGGCAAAGAAAUUGGGUACAAUAGAGAUGCGAAUUUGGUGCACGCUGCUGGUUCGGUCAUUAAAUCGACCACUCCAAAUAUGGCGGCAACGACAGAAAACUACGCCAAAGUGUCGACGGCGGAUGCAAACGAUGGCAGCAAUAGCAAAGAGCGCGAUAGUCAGGAACGCUUCAAUAGUGAGGAAUGGUUGAAGGAUAACGAUGUUCAAACUACGGAGGCUACAACAAAAAUGUUUGUGACGUCAAGUGAAGGGCAAACCAACUACUUGUCGAACACGGUCACCACCCAAGCCCGAUGGGCGUAUGACUAUGAAAAUACGCAUCAGCCGCAGUCUACUACCACACCCUACCCGUCCACAGCCGGACAAACAACUGAUGAUGGCCGUUCGACCGUUUUUACUACGAUCGCAGAACCCAUCGUGAGCACUACGCUGACAGCAAACCCUACUUCGGAGGCGUUUGAUAAUCCUAGCUCCACAACACUUCAAACUACGGUUGACACCAUCGACACAGAAUACAGAUCAGUAGAAUCCAUAGAAUCGGACACCUCUUCCGAAUUUAAACCACCGUUCAUCGUAUCUCAGCGCUUACCAAAAGACCUUUCGAGUUCUCUAGCUUAUCCUUCGUCGAAAAAGAACAAAUACAACUCGCCGCACAAUUCUGAUACGCGAGCACUCGAGCUACUAAAGUCGCUUUACUCUUUGGCGGCGAGAUGGGGCUAAAUUUAGUUGCACGUGUUUUGUUUGUUUCACUAACCGUUGUUCUUUGUUUGUAAUUUUUUACCCAUUAGACGGGUUGUAAAUGAGUGGCAAAUUCAACAAACUACAGCUACAUUCGAAUACGCAAUCACUGUUCGCAAAUCGGUAACAAUCGGUAGAAAAUAUGCUGCAAUAAGCCAUUAUAUAAACGAGUUAGGGGAUGAUAGAAGCAAACGGAUAAGAAUCUUGAAGGCAAACGCUAGCUUUUACGAUUAGUUUCUGUGUAAUAAAUAAUCCGGCCAUAUUUAUCGUAUAUUAUAAUAAAUCGAACCUAGAAGAACAGACAUUUAUUAAGCUCACAGCUUAACGAGGAUGUAUUUAAGCUGACGGAAUGAAUGACAAUUUUAAUCGAAAGCAUUGUAACAAACACAUAAUUAUAUACAUUCAUUCAUACAUAUUUAUAUAUAUACAUAUACACUAUAUAAUAAGUAUCAUAAUUCAUAACUUAUUUAAACCACUUAAUUAUGCACGAUCCUAUCUUACCAGCUGUAACUGUAACAAAAUGUUGUAACGAUUUAAAUUAAAACUUGUUGACAGUA
Messenger RNA from Anopheles stephensi (Asian malaria mosquito), 8648 nucleotides. It is a transcript of the gene thw, whose product is annotated as serine-rich adhesin for platelets. Gene Ontology annotation, cellular component: extracellular region. Gene Ontology annotation, molecular function: chitin binding. The record is from RefSeq and is a predicted model, not a curated record. Lineage: Eukaryota; Metazoa; Arthropoda; Insecta; Diptera; Culicidae. The transcript is spliced from 4 exons. Bases 4108 to 8073 code for a protein of 1321 amino acids.